Conger conger (European conger) is the source of this 7498-nucleotide messenger RNA. It is a transcript of the gene plxnb3, whose product is annotated as plexin B3. Gene Ontology annotation, biological process: regulation of cell shape; negative regulation of cell migration; positive regulation of axonogenesis. Gene Ontology annotation, cellular component: semaphorin receptor complex. NCBI's taxonomy places the organism in Eukaryota, Metazoa, Chordata, Actinopteri, Anguilliformes, Congridae. The record is from RefSeq and is a predicted model, not a curated record. The transcript is spliced from 36 exons. Bases 243 to 5963 code for a protein of 1906 amino acids. Gene Ontology annotation, molecular function: semaphorin receptor activity; protein binding.
GAGCGUAGCUACGGCAUUAUGUUUUGCGUCUCUUCCUCAACUCAAGCAAAGUUUUGAGCUGUGAUAGUAGAGAAUAUUGUUAGCUGCACGGGGGGCGGGGGUGUCCCCCUUCUCUUUCGGUCACCUGGGGAUUCAAUGUAACUAUCGGAAGGUCCUUAAUUGUAAUUUUUGCGGUUGUGUUACAGUCGGCGCACAAUCCCGUAGCGCAAGAUCCUCAUAAGGAAAGCAGGUAAGGGGGUGCCAUGCCGGCUGCUGCUCCCCUGCUGCUCCUCCUCGCCAUCUGGUGGUGGCCUCUGGUACUGCUGCUACUGCUGCCCCCACUCCCCCUCGCCCAGACGCACAAGGCCGCGUCGGAUGAGGCCCCCACCUACACCCUCCUGUCCCACCCCCUGAACAUUUCGCUGACAGGCGCCCCCCUCAGCCACCUCCUCCUGGACCCAGAGUCGGGGAACGUUUACGUGGGGGCGGUGAACUCCCUCUAUCACCUCUCCCCGGACCUGCAGCUGCUGUCCUCGGGGAAGACGGGACCAAAACUGGACAGCCCCGACUGCCUGCCGCCCAUCGACCCGCAGGACUGCACCCAGGCCAAAGAGACGGACAGCACCAACAAGAUCCUGCUCCUGGAGGAGGCGGGGGAGAGCCGGUGCCUCAUCGUGUGCGGGACGGUCCUCCAGGGCAUCUGUGAGAAGAGGAGCCUGCGCGAUGUGUCCCAGGUGCUGUACCGCACGGAGAACCCAGUGGACACGCAGUACGUGGCGGCCAACGACCCGCGCGUGUCCACGGUGGGCGUGGUGGUGGAGCAGAAAGGGGCCCUGCUGAUGCUGGUGGGGCGAGGCUACACCAGCAAGGGCCCCGGCGGCAUCCCGCCCAUCACCACCCGCCGCCUGGCCCCCGGCGCCUCGGCCCCCACCUUCUCCCACGAGGACCUGGGCAAGCUGGUGGUGGGCAGCUACUCCGAGUUCAACAACAACUUCGUGUCGGCGCUGCGCUUCGACGGGCACGUGUACUUCCUGUUCUCGCGGCGCGACGUGUGGGGCAAGCGGGAGUACCGCACCUACGUGUCGCGGCAGUGUGCCAGCGACGGCAGCUUCUACUCCUACGUGGAGGCGCCCCUGUCCUGCCAGGGCGGCUACAACCUGGCGCAGGCGGCCUCGCUGGGCGGCCACCGCGGAGCCCCCUACCUGUUCGUGGCCAUGGCGGCGGGCCAGGCCUCCACGCCCACCCCCACCCCGCGCUCCGCCCUGUGCGCCUACGGCAUGGCGGAGCUGGACAGCGCCCUCCGCAGGGCGCAGCUGCUCUGCUACACGCAGGAGGGCCGCGGGGCCCAGGGCCAGGAGGAGGCCUACAUCGAGUACGAGGUGUCCUCAGAGUGCCUGCGUCUGCCUCCGGACGCUCUGAGUGAGUACCCGUGUGGAGGGGAACACACCCCGAGUCCCAUUGCCAGCGCUGUCCCUCUCUCAGCCACGCCCGUCCUGACCAUGAGCGUCCUGCUGACGGCUGUGACCUCAGCCAAUGAGGCGGGGCACACCAUUGUCCUGCUGGGGGACAAGAAGGGCCAGCUGCACAAGGUGUUCCUGCAGUCGAACAGCUCUGGGAGUCUGUAUGAGACGGUGCUGGUGGACACAGACAGCCCUGUCCAUCCGGACCUGCUGCUGGACACAUCGGGACAGAGUGCUUAUGUCAUGACCAGCAGCCGGGUGACCAAGGUGCCAGUGUCUCAGUGUGGGCGACACUCGGACUGCGAGACCUGCCUGUCAGCCAGGGACCCUUUCUGUGGCUGGUGUGUGCUGGAGGGAAGAUGCACUCGGAAGCUGAACUGUUCGCGGCACACGCAGUCCAAUCACUGGCUCUGGAGCUAUCGUCAUGGUAGCAAGUGCGUGACGGUGGAGAGCCUCAGCCCAGCCACUCAGAGCCGGGAGGAGCAGACGCAGGUUUCUCUCACAGUGGUGCAGUUGCCCUCUUUGUCGGAAGAGGAGACUCUGUCGUGCUCUUUUGGAAACCUGCAUGUUCAGCUCGCGGUUGUUAAAGAGACCAACAUCGUCUGUCAAUCACCACUGCCGGAGCUCCUCCCACCCAGUCCUCCUGGCACUGAUCACGUAUCCCUGCCUGUGGCGCUGAUGUUUGGACAGGUGAUCAUCUCCCAGGCUAACCUCACCUUCUAUGACUGCAGAGCUGCUGGACUGCUCAACAAGACCUCCCCGUGCAUGGCAUGUGUUGGCAGUGUGUGGCCUUGCCAUUGGUGUGUUCUGGACCAGCUGUGUACACACAGAGACCGCUGUAACCAUCAGCACAUCAUCUACAACAUGCUGGCCCAGGAGCUGGAGCCCCGUGGGGUGGAGGCCUGUCCCUGUGUCUGGGCCCUUCAGGGCUCCCCUCUGGUGCCCGUGGGCUUCGAUACACAGCUGGUUCUGCUGGGGAGGAACCUGGACCUGUUUGAGGAUGAAGAGGAGUAUAUGUGUGUGGUGGAUAUAGAGGGGGAGGAGCUGACUCUGCCAGCCAUUGUGGAGAAAAGCAAAGAGCCACAGACUCAUACCAUCGCCUGCACCACACACCAGUUUCAGUACUCUGAGAGACAGCUGGAGUACACUGCUCCCAUAUACCUGCAGAGAGGAUCUGUCCACCGCAUUGACUCCGCCCCUCACCUGCGAUUGCAGCUGUAUAACUGCGCCGUGGGGCAGUCGGACUGCAGCCAGUGCUCUGCUGUGUCUGCGCAGUACGGCUGUGUGUGGUGUGGAGGAGAGGCUCCCAGCUGCAUGUACCAGAGCUCCUGCCCCACCAGCCCUGAGCAGAGCUGCCCCCCUCCACUGAUAACACAGAUCCUGCCCCAGACUGGGCCCUUGGAGGGGGGCAUCCUGGUGACGAUCUGGGGCUCGAACCUGGGUCAGCGCUUCCAGGACAUCCAGGGAGGGGUGACGGUGGCGGGCGUGAUCUGCCUCUCCAAGCCAGAGGACUACCUCAUAUCCACCAGGAUCGUGUGUGAGCUGCAGCCCAGUCCAGAGGAGACUCAGGGUCCAGUGACCGUCACUGUGGGAGACUCAGAGCCAGGACAGUCCACGCAGACCUUUACUUACCAGAAUCCCCAGCUAAGUGGGAUAGUGCCACGGAGGGGCCCUGUGUCUGGUGGAACAGCCCUGACAGUCCAGGGUACCCAGCUCCUGACAGGCCAAGGGAGUGACCUGGAAGCCUACAUCGGCCUACACCCCUGCUACAUCGUGGAAGAGGUGAACGACACGCAGUUGGUCUGCCGCACCGGCCCUGGUAACCACACAGGAGAGGUGCAGGUCAGAGUGCUGUUUGGGAAGGCAGAGAGGAUUUUGGGAAAUGUAGUCUUCCAAUACACAGAUGACCCAACCAUUAGCGAAGCUGAACCUGCAGAAAGUUUCUUGGGGGGUGGGCGCAGCAUUAAAGUCAGUGGGCGGAACCUGGAUGUGGUGCAACAGCCAAUGAUAUCGGUUUGGGCCGAGCCAGAAGAUGACUGGCGUAUGAGGAAGAAACGAUUCGCUAAACUUGCAGCAAAACGUCCCCGUGCCGUGCUCGACAGCAGUGUGCCAAAGAUUCAGGGGCCUUGCACUGACGUCUCCUCUGAUCAAAUGACCUGUGCGACGCCAACUGUGCCGCAGCGGUCAAAGGUCAUAGGUGUGUGGUUUGAGAUGGACAAUGUGAAAGUAGACUUUGCCAGUGUCAAUGGGAAGCCUUUCACGUACCACCAGGAUCCUGUUCUGCACCGGCUAAACAGGGACAACCCAGAUGCCCCUUUCCGCUUCAAACCUGGGGGGGUUAUCGCUGUGCAGGGGGAGAAUUUGACCCUGGCCAUGACCCGGCAGGAAGUGGUCGCCACAUUGGGGAUGGAGGAGUGUGAGAUGAAGACCCUGGACAGCACACACCUGUACUGCGAGCCCCCCGAAACCCAGCCCCCAAGCCGGGACAACUCCGACAGCCCCCCCGUCCUACGCGUGGUGAUGGGAAAGCUGGAGUUUGACCUGGGCCCUGUGCAGUACGACGGAGACGCCCUCUCCCCGCUGCCCCUCGCCGCUCAAGUGGGCUUAGCCGCCGGAGCUGUGGUGGUGGUGCUCAUUGUGCUGGUCAUCAUCCUCAUGUACAGGAGGAAGAGUAAGCAAGCGCUGCGAGACUACAAGAAAGUGCUGGUGCAGCUGGAGACGCUGGAGAUUAAUGUGGGGGACCAGUGCAGGAAAGAGUUCACAGACCUGAUGACUGAGAUGAUGGACCUCAGCAGUGACGUCGGGGGUCCGGGGAUCCCCCUCUUGGACUACCGCACGUACGCAGAGCGCGUUUUCUUCCCUGGCCAAAGGGGGGCGCCGCUGAGCCAGAACCUGGACCUGCCGGACUCGCGGCGGCAGACGGUGGAGCAGGGUCUGGGCCAGCUGAACAGCCUGCUGAACAACCGGCUGUUCCUGAUCAGGUUCAUCCACACUCUGGAGGCCCAGCAGAGCUUCUCUCAGAGGGACCGGGGCUACGUGGCCUCCCUGCUCACCAUGGCCCUGCACGAUAAGCUGGAGUACUUCACCGACGUCAUGAAGACUCUGCUCAGCGACCUGGUGCAGCAGUACGUGGACAAGAACCCGAAACUCAUGCUGCGCAGGACAGAGACUGUGGUUGAGAAGAUGCUGACCAACUGGAUGUCUAUCUGUCUCUACUCCUUCCUCAAGGAGGUGGCUGGAGAGCCUCUCUACAUGCUGUACAGAGCCAUAAAGUACCAGGUGGACAAGGGGCCUGUGGACGCAGUGACGGGGAAAGCCAAGCGCACGCUCAACGACAGCCACCUGCUCCGAGAGGACAUCGACUACUGCUCUAUGGCCCUGACGGUGCUGGUGAAGAGUGGGGCUGAGGUCCAGCACUGCCCAGUCAAGGUUCUGGACACCGACACCAUCACGCAGGUCAAGGACAAGAUCCUGGAUCAGAUCCACAAAGGAGCUCCGUUCUCCCAGAGGCCAGCUGCGGACUCCCUGGAUCUGGAGUGGCGAUCUGGACAGGCGGGUCACCUGACCUUGUCUGAUGAUGAUGUCACAGCCAUCGUCCAGGGGCGCUGGAAAAGGAUCAACACCCUGCAGCACUACAAGGUGCCAGAUGGUGCGACCGUGGCUUUGAUCCCCCGCUCACAGAGCUCUGUGCACAUGGGAGUGAGUCAGGUCUAUCAGACCGGAGAGAAGACGCCCAUGCUGGAGGGGGAGGAAGAGGAGGGUCUGCGUUUGUGGCACCUGGUGAAGUCCAGCGAGGACCCCGAAAUUCCCAAACACCGCAAGAGCAGCAUGAGGGAGCGGGAGAGAGCCAAGGCCAUCCCCGAGAUCUACCUCACACGCCUGCUGUCCAUGAAGGGCACUCUGCAGAAGUUUGUGGACGACGUGUUUGUGGCCAUACUCAGCACAAAAAGGUCACCACCCAUCGCUGUGCGCUUCUUCUUCGACUUCCUGGAUGACAUGGCUCAGAAGCACGGCAUCGAAGACCCUGAGACCGUGCACAUCUGGAAGACCAACAGCUUGCCCUUGCGGUUCUGGGUGAACAUACUGAAGAAUCCUCAGUUUGUCUUUGACGUUCAAGUGACUGACAGCGUGGAUGCAGUGCUGUCCGUCAUCGCUCAGACCUUCAUCGACUCGUGUACCACCUCUGAGCACAAAGUGGGCCGGGACUCCCCUGUCAACAAAUUGUUAUACGCCAGAGAGAUCCCCAGAUACAAGCAGCUGGUUGAAAGGUAUUACAGUGACAUCCACAGUGCCGUGUUGGGCUGCUACCAGGAGAUGAACUCCACUCUCACAGAGCUGUCAGGGAGCUUUGCGUCAGAGAUGAACAGUUUGGUGGCUCUACAUGAACUGUACAAAUACAUCAAUAAGUACUACGACCAAAUCAUCAUGGCUCUGGAGGAGGACAGUGCAGGGCAGAAGAUGCAGCUCGCCUACCGUCUGCAGCAGGUCGCUGCCUUAGUGGAGAACAAAGUCACCGACCUUUGACCCCUGCUGACUGUGGCCAGCGGUUUGCACUCAGGGGCUGUCUGAGGUUCAUGACCCAGUGGAAAUACAAGCCUGGGCCAGCACUGCAGAUCUCAAUCAUUUUCUCUGUGGAAAUUUGAUUUUUCCUGGAUUUUUUUUUUUUAUGGAUUUGCCAAGGGAAGUAAAAUCAUUCACAGGAAUGAAAAUGACAAAGCAGGAAAUAGUUUUUGAUGUGUGUGUGUGUGUGUGUGUGUGUGUGUGUGUGUGUGCAUGUGCGCACGUGAUCACUGUUAGUGCAUGUGUGAGCAUGUGGUGAAAGUGUUGGUGAGCCAUCAUGAAUUGCAGUCGUGGCUGUUGUGGUCAGUGAAUUAUUUGAUUCUCAUAUUUGUACAUUUUUAGAUUCCAGCAGUGUGUUUCUUAUAAGAGGAAACCGUGGGAGCUCUGAAAGUGAAUCUACAGAAUGUGCGGUUAAACCUGUGGAAAAAAGUAAUGACAUUUUUAACAGGUUUUGUGAUGUGCUUUUGGAAAUACCACCUAAAAAACCAGCCAUGAUGCUAGAGGUCCCUGUAUAGUUCUAAGUUUAGUCCUACCAGUUAGAAGGAUACAAGCUAUUUAUAGUUUCUUGAAAACCAGUUUAAAAAUUGAUAGACAUCCCAGAGUGAGUUCUGAUGUCUAAAAUGUCUCUUCGUAUGUGCAAAUAUGAUGAUAUUAUAUGAAAAAUGUUGUUACUGCCUAGGACUAAGGGAGAAGACAAGUACUGUAUAGGGCAAAAUAUUUAUAAAAAAUGGCCACAGUCUAGCUUUUUAAAUGUGAUUUGAAAAGUGUUUUGUAGUCAUACAUAUAAAUACUGUUUAGUUUAAUUCUGAACAGAAAUGUCUCUGCAUUUUAAAAUGUAGUUGUAUUAUUAGCCGAUAUGGUUGCUCAUAUAGUUUGAAUAAAUCUGUUUGAGCACUAACUUAACCAUAGGCAGUCACAGCACAUAAGUACCAAUACAGGGAUUUGCUGUUUAUUUGUUUAAGAAGACUUUCCACAGCAAGGAAAAUAGAACUAUUUCUAUAUCUCCAUUCUAUAUCUGUUUAUGGGUUUCAUUUGAUAUGAACAGGGUUAUGUAUCAAUGGAAUGGUGUGGCAAAUAUCUGUUACUGCUUAAAAGAUCCUCUACCAGUUCAACACUAAAUCUGCUUGAUAUUAAGGAGCUUUGAAUGUGUUUUGUACUUUGAAUAUCAACUAAAAAUAUAUUUUCCCAGAUUAGACACAGUUGCAGUCAGAUGACAAAUACACAGGCCCAGACAAUGAACCCUGUGGAAACCAUUUCUAAAUAGCUUUUUUUAAAUAAGCAGCACUUGUCCUAUUGGUCAGCGAGAGUCUCAAAGGUGUCUUCACACACCUAAACUGAAAUGAACAGUAUUCAUUUGUAUGAGUGAUCAAACGCCUUUUCAUUUUAUGUAAAUAUAGUACUCCCUCGCCAGUAAGUGUAUAGCAAUAAGGAGCACAGCCGUUCAGACGGGCGAAACCAGGUGUUAUGAGAUUUAGGAUUGGUGGAAGUGUGCACACAAG